CCUGGCAUGCCUGGGUCCUCUCUGGCUCCCACAGUGCUACCGGCCUCAGUUUCUCACUGCGGAGAAGACCGCUGGCUAGACUUCGAAAUGGUCCUGUGAGCUUUCCCCCUUCCGUGUGGUAGACCAAGGAAGGGUUUCAUGGCUCGGUGAGCUUCCCCUGGGCCCAAUACCCCACCCCAGCAUGGUCCAGGCCUGUGAGGGGCACUCCAGAGCACAGCCGCUGCCCUCGUCUUUGGGGACAGACAUGACCCAGCCUCUAGCUGCCAAAGCUCCGGCCAAGAAGCACGUACGGCUGCAGGAGAGGCGGGGCUCCAAUGUGGCUCUGAUGCUGGAUGUGCGAUCUCUGGGCACCGUGGAGCCCAUCUGCUCAGUGAACACACCCCGGGAAGUCACCCUACACUUUCUUCGCACAGCUGGACACCCACUUACCGGGUGGGCCCUGCAGCAUCAGCCACCCAGUCCUAAGCAGCUGGAGGAGGAAUUCUUGAAGAUCCCUUCAAACUUUGUCAACCCUGAAGACCUGGAUAUCCCCGGCCAUGCCUCCAAGGACCGAUACAAGACCAUCUUGCCAAAUCCCCAGAGUCGUGUGUGUCUUGGGCGAGCACAGAGCCAGGAGGAAGGUGACUACAUUAAUGCCAACUACAUCCGAGGCUAUGACGGGCGGGAGAAGGCCUACAUUGCCACCCAGGGCCCCAUGCCCAACACUGUGGCAGAUUUCUGGGAGAUGGUGUGGCAAGAAGAAGUGCACCUCAUCGUCAUGCUGACUCAGCUCCGGGAGGGCAAGGAGAAAUGUGUGCACUACUGGCCCACAGAAGAGGAAACCUACGGACCCUUCCAGAUCCGCAGCCAGAGCAUGAAAGAGCACCCAGAAUACACAGUGCGGCAGCUCACCAUCCAGCACCAGCAGGAACGCCGGUCAAUAAAGCACGUCCUCUUCUCAGCCUGGCCUGACCACCAGACUCCGGAGUCAGCUGCGCCCCUGCUGCGCCUCGUGGCUGAGGUGGAGGAGGGUCCAGAGGCAGCUGCCAGCACUGGGCCCGUUGUGGUCCACUGCAGUGCCGGAAUCGGUCGGACAGGCUGCCUCAUCGCUACCUGCAUUGGCUGCCAGCAGCUGAAGGCCCGAGGAGAAGUGGAUAUCCUAGGCAUUGUGUGCCAACUGCGCCUGGACAGAGGGGGGAUGAUCCAGACGGCCGAGCAGUACCAGUUUCUGCAUCACACUUUGGCGCUGUAUGCAGCCCAGCUGCCCCAGGAGCCCAGCCCCUGACUCCUGCCCCUCCUCCAGCCCAGGGGCCAGCCUCCCCUCAGGCCUGGGAUAACAGGCACGGGGAAGGGGUACCUCGUUGGUGAAUGCUCACUGUCCGGGGAAGCCGUAGCAGCAAGCAGGAGGGGCUGGGCCUCAGGUCUUCCCUCGAGGUCACUCCUCAACUUUUUCCUGUGGGUCCUGGUGGACAACAGGGGACCUUCCCAUGGCUCUGAACUUACGGCAGGAGCUGGCACCUGGGACAGGCAGAGAAGGAAGCCAGGGAGGUGGUCUUCUCGGAGAAGCUCUCUGUGGGCUUCUUCCUUGCUGAUCACAUGGGCGGUCAGGGCUUUGCUGCCAUCACGAACUAAUCAGAGACAUUCCUCAUGGCUGUUCAUUUCAGCCUCAUCUUCCCUCUGGGGCUGGCAAGAUGGUUCCUCCUCCGCCCAUGCCCUGCCCAACACAGUCCCGACACAAGAGCUGGGAAGCGUCUGCUCUGUGAAUACUGGGCGACCCCCUUGAAAUAGAGCAGGGGCCACAACUGUCCCUGCUUCCACCCGUGGCCCUACAUCCCCCUGUGGGGGUGAAGAAGUAACAAGGCCUAGCAACAGAGACCUCUCGACAAGCCAGGCACUGCAACACGUGCCCGCAACCUCGACGGUUGGCAGCAGACGAGGAGGUUGGCAGGUUGAAGCCACUGUGGUCUACAAUGCCGUCACUAUGCGCCAUCUACCCCAGCCGCUCUCUGGGGAUGCCAGAACUCUCUGCUUUGCUUCAAUGACCUCAAAGCAUUCCUGGUGCACAGGAAGUACCAAAGAAAAGAGGAGGAGGAAAGGGCUAGGUCUGGGUUUAGAAAGCCUGCCCGCCAUAUUCUCCCCAGCCUGUUUGCGGAGCACACCUGGACAAUGUGGCUGUCUCUGGAAACAGGCUGGGCCGUAACCUUCCCACUCAACACAAGGUUCAGCUUGACCUACAACCCUCAGCCAUCAACACGAUUUCCAGGGCACCCCAGAUCUAUCUUAGGACUGGACUACACACUCCAGAGAAGCAGCCACAUCCUGAGGCCUUCUUGAUCCAGAUUGGAUUGCCUGUAGGGAGGAACAUGGGAAGACCGAUCCUGCUGGGACCCAGCUCCCGGGACCUGUCCUGACUGACACCAAGGAGCUGGUCCUGCUACAUCGUGACAUCUCUCUGAAGAAUGUGCAGUGUUGCCAGGUGUGGUGGAGGACACCUGUAUAGUCCCAGCACUUGAAAGGUGGAGGCAGGAGGAUCAGGAAUUCCAGGCUAGCCUGCCAGCCUAGGAUAUACAAGACCCUGUCUGGAAAAAAGCAAUGCUUCUGCUGAGGGUGGGAUUAUUAAUGCUUUGCUUGGCCUUAACCAGGAGCCUCUCCUCUCCUUCCUUAUAGGCCUGGGGCGGGCUCACUGCACCUCCACCUUCCUAAACCCUAUGGGAGAUGCCAUUGUCCAUGCUGCUAAGCCGGGUGGAGAGCUCUCAAGUGCCUGAUGAUGCCCUUAGCUCGGUCUGGAGGGGAGCCACUGCACAGCUCCAUGGGCACCCUCUCUGCGCUGUCACCCCAACUCCAUUCCUGAGCUCAGAGGAUACAAGUUCUGGAAAAGCAACCAAGUAGGAAAAAUAAAGACUUCUUGGAUGGCU
This is a messenger RNA of Jaculus jaculus (lesser Egyptian jerboa), 2894 nucleotides long. It is a transcript of the gene Ptpn7, whose product is annotated as protein tyrosine phosphatase non-receptor type 7. The coding region runs from base 182 to 1264 and encodes 360 amino acids. Lineage: Eukaryota; Metazoa; Chordata; Mammalia; Rodentia; Dipodidae. Gene Ontology annotation, biological process: protein dephosphorylation. The transcript has 10 exons. Gene Ontology annotation, molecular function: protein tyrosine phosphatase activity. The record is from RefSeq and is a predicted model, not a curated record.